Molecule: messenger RNA, 342 nt
Organism: Wickerhamiella sorbophila
Lineage: Eukaryota; Fungi; Ascomycota; Dipodascomycetes; Dipodascales; Trichomonascaceae
Product: Vacuolar protein sorting-associated protein 55
Exons: 1
Coding region: 1-342 (113 amino acids)
Biological process (GO): late endosome to vacuole transport via multivesicular body sorting pathway
Cellular component (GO): endosome; Vps55/Vps68 complex
Source: RefSeq, a predicted model, not a curated record
AUGACGCUUGGAUUCGUGCUUAUCGUGCUGUCCGGCGCACUCUAUGAGAACUGGCUGACGCUAAUUGUUGUCGCCAUGUUCCUGCUAGCGCCGCUGCCCAAUUCGCUGUGCGGACACACUACCAGCGACGAUUUUAUGAGCGAUGCCCCCGAUCUAUUAGCGGAUUUCGGCCGUUUCCUCACCGGUUUCUUCCUGAUGUCGGGCGUUGCUCUACCCGUAGUGUUUGCCCAUGUUGGGCUGAUCAACACCAAUGCUAUGCUAAUGUCGCUAGCUGGCGGCGGGAUAGUGUAUAUUUCCCUCAUCACAUUUGGCACCUUUUUCUACGAGAGUGACGAAUACUAA